AUGGGCGUUGCGAAACUCUGGCCACUCCUCGACGAAUUCUCAGCCAGGAAAUCUGUCUACGAGCUGACGAUAGCCUCUACAAAUCGGCCGCCACACGCCUUUCGCCUCGGUAUCGACGUCUCCCUUUGGUUCUUCCACGCCGAGUAUGGGCAGGAAGGCGAAAAUCCCGAGUUGCGAACUCUGUUCUUUCGUCUAGAACUUCUUCUUCACAAUCCUAUACAGCCUCUCUUCAUCUUCGACGGCCCAGGGAGACCAGCAUGGAAGCGAGGAAAACGUAUCAAUACCUGGGCCCAGAACCCGCUGACCGACGGACUGAAAGCUUUUAUCGAAGCUUUUGGGUUUGAAUGGCGCAUGGCCCCAGGCGAGGCGGAGGCGGAGCUGGCAUAUUUAAACGCUGCAGGGAUCAUCGACGGCGUUCUUACCGACGACGUCGACGCGUUCUUGUUCGGCGCCCAGACGGUUUGGCGGAACCCAAGUUCGACGCACGCGCAAACUUCAGAUACGGAGAAGAAGAACUUCGUAAUGGUGUUUCAGGAUGUGAAACUCAGCAGGGCAGAGCUCAUAUUAAUUGCCCUCUGUGCAGGCGGUGACUAUUCCCCCGAGGGACUUCCUGGCUGCGGCCCUAAUACCGCCAAAGGCCUUGCUCACGCGGGACACGCAGAUAGAUUGUACCACGUAGCGACGACCCAAACGAGAGAGGAGUUACUGGCGUAUCUCCCUAUCUGGCGCGCAGAAGUUAUCCAGGAACUCAGAACCAAUUCCUCUGGAUGCCUGGGACACAAGCAUAACAGGCUGGCAAACUCCGUGCCAGCAACCUUUCCGGAUAUUAACAUCUUAUUAGCUUACACGGAACCAGUCACAUCACCACUCGAGAGGUACAUCGAUAUCGACUGGAUGAAGAAGGAGCCAAAUGUCCCUGCAAUAGCUGCGCUGUGCGAAAUGUAUUUUGAGUGGGGGUACAAAGAAUCGGUUGUGAAGCGUUUCAGGACGCUCAUAUGGCCCGGAUUGGCCCUCCGUGUUCUAAGAAGAUACAUAAUUGAGGGUGAACAGGGCAAGGAUGAGAAAUACGUUUGGCGCAAGUUCGCUGCAAACGAGGCAGUGGAUGUUGGUGAGGCUGGGUGGAUGACGAAGAUCCACAGUACACGGGAGCAUCAAUCGACAGGUCGCGCUCUGCAGUAUCGCGUUGAAAUCGACGUCUCCGUCCCCGUCCGGUUAGCGGAAUCUGGUGUGCAAGGUUGGAGGAGGCCAACUGGAGCCGGUCCGGACGCUGCCGAUUUCUUGCAAUUCGAAGACCGUGCUACCGACUCUGCAGAGGACCAGCGUGGGCCCCUCCGUGUUUGGCUCCCGGCCGUCAUGGUCCAAAAAGCUAGGCCCGCUUUGGUCGAAGAGUUUGAAGAGAUGAUCAGGUGCAGAAAAGAGAAGAAGAAACCCAAAGGCAAGAAGAAGGUGACGGAGGAGAUGAGCGGUGAUGACGAACCACCAACGAGCCCGAGGAAGAAGAAGACGGCGGCUACUCCUUCUGCGACACCCCGUACACCUACCAAACGCAAAUCGAAAUCCGCCUUACCCACCAAAGCCCGUCGUCGAGGUCCCGAAGACGAUAUGGUGAGGAAGAGCCCGCGGAAGAACAAACUGGACUCUCCUAGUCGUAGGCUGAGGGAGGGGAGUCCAACCCGAGGAAAGGCGAAAAGCAAACCUAUAGAAGUGAUUGUGAUUUCCUCAGAUGAUGAAGGAAGCGAUUCUGAUGCCAUGGUGUUUGUGGGAUGA
Molecule: messenger RNA, 1767 nt
Organism: Desarmillaria tabescens
Lineage: Eukaryota; Fungi; Basidiomycota; Agaricomycetes; Agaricales; Physalacriaceae
Product: PIN domain-like protein
Exons: 2
Coding region: 1-1767 (588 amino acids)
Molecular function (GO): 5'-flap endonuclease activity; crossover junction DNA endonuclease activity
Source: RefSeq, a predicted model, not a curated record